Molecule: messenger RNA, 1560 nt
Organism: Trichoderma virens Gv29-8
Lineage: Eukaryota; Fungi; Ascomycota; Sordariomycetes; Hypocreales; Hypocreaceae
Exons: 3
Coding region: 1-1560 (519 amino acids)
Biological process (GO): transcription by RNA polymerase III
Cellular component (GO): RNA polymerase III complex
Molecular function (GO): DNA binding
Source: RefSeq, a predicted model, not a curated record
AUGGUUCGCGGCAGAACUACCGGUAGAGGCGCGGGGAGAGGCAGUGCCGCUGCCUCGUCAAGAUCUCAGACUGAGGGCGCCGACGAUUCAAAUCAGCAAGGUGCUGCAUCCACACGAGCGUCACGCGCAGCAGCUUCGACCGGCAGAUUCAGACCCAAGAACAUUCGACGAGAUGAGUCAGAGCGAGACGCGCUGGCCCAGCAGGAACAGCAGAAGGCGAGCGACAGGGCCGCAGACGAGAGGCGCGCCAGGGGCCGGUCACGGUUCCGCAGCAAAAGGAGUCGUGGUGAUGCCAUGGGAAGCAGAGGAGGCGGCUUUGGCCGGCCAGUAGCCGGAGCCAGCGGGCCCUUUUCAUCAGGAAUGGGAGGUCCAGCUGGUGGAGGUUGGUUUGGAGCUGGCGGCGGUGGUGGCGGAGGCAGUUUCGCAAGAACUGGUAAAUUCGAAGCCAAGCCUGGCUCAGGGUUCGGGUUUGCCAGCGAGGGCCGCUUCCGAGAGACGAGAAUCAAUGCCGACAAACUUCACACGAUGGCGCAUGACGAUGACCUGGACAGCGAAGACGAAGCCAUGCUGGCUGCACUCCAUUCUCGGUCAGGAAGUGUCAUGCCUAUGGGUAUACUCCGACGAGAACACAAAGAGGCGCCAGUGGUUGUUGCUACGACUGCGGAACUAGAGGCAGCGGAAAAGGCGUUAGCCGAAGAAGAAAGCCUUUGGGUUGAUGGCGAAGCGCCUGAAUCAUUACCACCGGCCGACCAACCCGAAGAGGGCGAUUGGAAUACGAGUGCCAAAAGGGCCGUUAAAGUCAAAAAGGAGCCGACAGAUGAUACCAUGGACUUGGAUGUUGACGUCAAGCCUACUACAGAUGAGGGUAAACUGCCUGUAGCCAAGAUGAAGGCCAAGAAGGCAGCUGCUCAAGAUCCCGAGGAGAAUAUGAUUCGCACGGACUUGAGUCUUCUGGCUAGCGAACUCGGCGCAAUCACAAUCAACGGAGAUGGCGAAGAGAAAGGCGACGAGGCUGGUAACAAAGACGGCCGACUAUAUCUAUUUCAAUUUCCCCCACUACUUCCUCCCCUCAAGCAGGUUGCCGCCCCCCAGCCUCGCAUUAAAGUCAAGGAAGAGGAGCAACAUUCUACCAGCUUGCACGCGACCCCCUUAAGCGCAUCAUCUACCGCUACGCCUGUUGACCUCACACAGCAGGGCGAGGACGAGGACGAAGAGUCAGAUGACGAGGACGAAGAACAAGAGCGCAGAAACGGUUUCCGGUCCCAGGCACUCUCCAACGGCGGCCUCAUCGGCCGGCUCAACGUCCGAAAGUCCGGCAAGGUAGAGCUGGACUGGGGAGGCCGCAUCCUGGAGAUGAGCCCCGCUGCAGGCAUGAACUUCCUCACGACAGCCGUCAUCGUUGAGGAGUCGGAUGAAAAACCGCAAAACGGCGUCACAACGGGCGAGAGCAUCGGCAUGGGCAAGAUUAUGGGCCGGUUUGUGCUCGCACCGAUAUGGAACGAGGAAGAGGACUGGGAGGUUGCGCCAGAGGAGCUCGAUAUUGGGGCCAUGAGUCAAUGA